CGCUCUGGGGCUGGGGUCCGCCGGGAAGCGCGGGCUGUGGCGCGGCACGGGGAGGAAAGAGUUAAAGAUAGGGGACGGGCUCGGCAGUCAGCGGGCCAGGGAGGGGAAGCGGCGGCGGGAGGGGCGCUGGGAGCGCGGCCCUGGCGUGGACGCCCCCUCUGGACGCUCCCGAGCGCACUGCGCUCACUAGGCGCCCCGCCGCGGGUCUCCAGCCGCCCGCCGCCAGCCGCCCGCCAGCACCCUGCCGCCCGCGCCCACCUGCGGGCCGUCGCCUCCAGAGGCUUCCGCGUCCCCCGGGCGCGCGGGGCUGGCCCUGAACCCAGGGGCCCGGAGGCCAUGGAGCACCCCGGGGGCCCAGCGGGGCGGGCGCGGCGCCGGCUGCUGCUGCUGGCCGCGCUGCUGCCACUGCUCGGGGACGCCCGGACCGGCGAGCUCACCGUGGCCGUGGUGCUGCCGCUGGCCAACACGUCGUACCCGUGGUCGUGGGCGCGCGUGGGACCGGCCGUGGCGCUGGCGCUGGGCGCGGCGAGGCUACCCGGCUGGACGGUGCGCACGGUGCUGGGCAGCAGCGAGGACUCGCUGGGCGUGUGCUCCGACACCGCCGCGCCGCUGGCCGCCGUGGACCUCAAGUGGGAGCAUGGCCCUGCAGCUUUCCUGGGCCCGGGCUGUGUGUACGCCGCCGCCCCGGUGGGCCGCUUCACGGCGCACUGGCGGGUGCCGCUGCUCACGGCCGGGGCGCCCGCGCUGGGCUUCGGGGCCAAGGGCGAGUACGCGCUGACCACGCGGGCCGGGCCGAGUCACGCCAAGCUGGGCGACGUGGUGGCCGCGCUGCACCGACGGCUGGGCUGGCAGCGCCAGGCUCUGGUGCUCUACGCCUACCGGCCCGGCGACGACCAGCCCUGCUUCUUCGUGGUGGAGGGGCUGUACAUGCGCGUCCAGGAGCUCCUCAACGUCACCGUGGACCACCUGGAAUUCACCGAGGGCGACCGCCACCACUACGUUAGGCUGCUGCGCACCGUGCAGCGCAAGGGCCGCGUUGUCUACAUCUGUAGCCCCGCGGAGACUUUCAGGACCUUGAUGCUCCUGGCCCUGGAAGCUGGCUUGACUGGGGAAGACUAUGUUUUUUUCCACCUCGACCUCUUUGGGCACAGCCUGCAAGGGGCGCACGGUCUGGCCCCUCGCAAGCCCUGGGAGAGAGGGGAUGGGCAGGAUGAUAGGGCACGCCAGGCCUACCAGGUUGCCAAAAUCAUCACGUAUAAAGAGCCGGAGAACCCUGAGUACUUGGAAUUUCUGCAGCAACUCAAACACCUGGCUAGGAAACAGUUCAACUUCACUGUGGAGGAUGGCCUGGUGAACACCAUCCCAGCGUCCUUCCACGAUGGUCUGCUGCUCUACAUCCAAGCAGUGGCAGAGACCCUGGCCCUUGGGGGAACGGUCACUGAUGGCGAGGGCAUCACUCAGCGGAUGUGGAACCGUACUUUCCAAGGUGUGAUGGGACACCUGAAGAUAGACAGCAAUGGUGACCGGGAGACUGACUUCUCCCUGUGGGACAUGGAACCUGCGACUGGAGCCUUCAGAGUGGUUCUGAAUUACAACGGGACAUCUCAAGAGUUGGUGGCCAUGUCAGGACGAGAUCUCUAUUGGCCCGGGGGACACCCACCUCCUGACAUCCCCAGAUGUGGCUUUGACAAUGAAGACCCAGCAUGUAACCAAGACCACCUGUCCACCCUGGAGGUGCUGGCGCUAGUAGGCAGCCUCUCCCUGCUUGUUGUCCUCAUCACCUCCUUCUUCAUCUACAGGAAGAUGCAGCUGGAGAAGGAGCUGGCUUCGGAGCUGUGGCGCGUGCGCUGGGAGGACCUGCAGCCCAGCAGCCUGGAGAAGCACCUGCGGAACACUGGCAGCCGGCUCACCCUCAGCGGGAGAGGCUCCAACUAUGGCUCCCUGCUCACCACGGAGGGCCAGCCCCAAGUCUUUGCCAAAACUGCAUAUUACAAGGGCAACCUGGUGGCUGUGAAACAUGUGAACUGUAAGCGCAUCGAGCUGACUCGGAAAGUCCUAUUUGAGCUGAAGCAUAUGCGGGAUGUGCAGAAUGAACACCUGACCAGGUUUGUGGGUGCCUGCACCGACCCCCCAAACAUCUGCAUCCUCACAGAGUACUGUCCUCGUGGGAGCUUGCAGGACAUCCUGGAGAAUGAGAGCAUCACCCUGGACUGGAUGUUCCGCUACUCUCUCACAAACGACAUUGUCAAGGGCAUGCUGUUUCUGCACAACGGAGCCAUCUGCUCCCACGGGAACCUCAAGUCAUCCAACUGUGUGGUGGACGGGCGCUUCGUGCUCAAGAUCACCGACUAUGGGCUGGAGAGUUUCCGGGACCCAGACCCAGAGCAGGGACACACUCUCUAUGCUAUUGAGUCCUCUAGGACUGUGUUCCCCCAGGCCCUUCACCCCAUGAUUCCUGCCCUCUGGCCUGCAGAGAAACUGUGGACAGCUCCUGAGCUCCUACGGAUGGCUUCACCUCCGGCCCGAGGCUCCCAGGCUGGUGAUAUCUACAGUUUUGGCAUCAUCCUCCAGGAAAUAGCGCUGAGGAGUGGUGUCUUCCACGUGGAAGGUCUGGACUUGAGUCCCAAAGAGAUCAUUGAGCGCGUGACCCGGGGUGAGCAGCCCCCCUUCCGGCCCUCCCUGGCCCUGCAGAGUCACCCUGAGGGGCUGGGGCAACUCAUGCAGCGCUGCUGGGCUGAAGACCCCCAGGAGCGGCCGCCCUUUCAGCAGAUCCGCCUGCUGCUGCGAAGAUUCAACAGGGAGAACAGCAGCAACAUCCUGGACAACCUGCUAGCCCGCAUGGAGCAAUAUGCCAACAACCUGGAGGAGUUGGUGGAGGAGCGCACACAGGCCUACCUGGAGGAGAAGCGCAAGGCUGAGGCCCUGCUCUACCAGAUCCUGCCCCACUCAGUGGCGGAGCAGUUGAAACGCGGGGAGACUGUGCAGGCCGAGGCCUUCGACAGCGUCACCAUCUACUUCAGUGACAUUGUGGGUUUCACGGCGUUGUCUGCGCAGAGCACGCCCAUGCAGGUGGUGACCCUGCUCAAUGACCUGUACACCUGCUUCGACGCCGUCAUCGACAAUUUCGACGUGUACAAGGUGGAGACGAUCGGCGAUGCCUACAUGGUGGUGUCCGGGCUCCCGGUGCGGAAUGGCCGGCUGCAUGCCCGCGAGGUGGCCCGCAUGGCGCUGGCGCUUCUGGAUGCAGUGCGCUCCUUCCGCAUCCGGCACAGGCCCGACGAGCAGCUGCGCCUGCGCAUCGGCAUCCACACAGGCCCCGUGUGUGCUGGGGUAGUGGGACUGAAGAUGCCCCGUUACUGCCUCUUUGGGGACACAGUGAACACGGCCUCAAGAAUGGAGUCUAAUGGGGAAGCCCUGAAGAUCCACUUGUCUUCUGAGACCAAAGCCGUGCUGGAGGAGUUUGGUGGUUUUGAGCUGGAACUUCGAGGGGAUGUGGAAAUGAAGGGCAAAGGCAAAGUGCGUACCUACUGGCUGUUAAGGGAGCAGGGUUGCUGACCUCCCUCUCCUGUCAGGCUGCACCCCCAUCGCACCAGGACGUGGCUAUACAGCAGGUGGAGCUGACCCCCAGUCCCCUGGACUGGUGUGGGGGCUCCCAAGACUGAAGCACAGCACUCAUGCAGGCAAGCACACCACUCUGCACCCCAACUUUGGCCAGUGGCUUCCUGUGCUCUCUGCCCUUUCCCUGUGUCCCCCCUCCAUCCACCUCAAUACACUGUGAUUUCUAUGAGAGUAUGAGGGGGGAAUCCACAUCUUCAACCAGCCCACUGCCCUCCCCCCCAACAUGAUGCACAGGGGAAGGGGGGCAACAUGGGGGUGAGGGGUGCUGCAGGUCUAUAUGCCCAGUAUGUGAGCAGACACCAUUAAAAUCUUUAUUCUAA
Messenger RNA from Erinaceus europaeus (western European hedgehog), 3938 nucleotides. RefSeq names its product natriuretic peptide receptor 1 (gene NPR1). The transcript is spliced from 22 exons. Gene Ontology annotation, biological process: receptor guanylyl cyclase signaling pathway; cGMP biosynthetic process; protein phosphorylation. Gene Ontology annotation, molecular function: protein kinase activity; ATP binding; peptide receptor activity. The record is from RefSeq and is a predicted model, not a curated record. The coding region runs from base 337 to 3555 and encodes 1072 amino acids. NCBI's taxonomy places the organism in Eukaryota, Metazoa, Chordata, Mammalia, Eulipotyphla, Erinaceidae. Gene Ontology annotation, cellular component: membrane.